AAAAAACCAAACGAAUGUGUCAAAAAAGAUUUCCGUGAGAAGAGCAACCCGCAAAAUCUGAAUCAGAAAAGAAAGGAAUACUAACUUGAUGAAGACUAGACGAGAGAGUAUAAGUACGACCAAGCUCACAGUAAAUUCUGGGAAAGUCGAGCUAUAAGUGAACAACGAACCGUGAGAAGCUCCGACGAUCGUCCACGGUGAUGUAAGUAGUUCUAGAAUUUGCUCCAGCAUUGAAAAAGGCCAUUAUAAACACGGAGAAAUAGAAUGGCAACCGGCUCAUCGAGCUCCUCAACUGGUCACGUGCCAGGAUACAAGGUGGUAUUACUCGGCGACGCGUCAGUCGGGAAGUCCUCGCUUGUGACACGCUUUGUAAACAACCGAUUUAGUGACAACUCAGAAGCAACUGUGGGUGCAGCCUUUAGCGCUCAGGUGAUCCAGACAGACGACGGGAAAACGGUACUAGGGUUUGUUAUGGUUAUGGUUAUGGUUAAAUUGAUCAGUUGUCUUCGCACGUCAUAUAUCAGCUUGCCUGACGAGUUGUCUUUCAUCAAGUCACAGUCAACGAUGUCAUGCUUUACUAGUUUUUGUCCUAUGUCUCUCGUCAUUCUGCGCAUCGUAUUUCAAGAUCUUCAUGAUUCCAACUCUUCAGGUCAAGUUCGAGAUUUGGGACACCGCCGGGCAGGAAAGGUUUCGCUCACUAGCGCCUAUGUACUACAGAGGAGCGGCAUGCGCAAUAGUAGUGUUUGACGUCUCACAAGAGGGGACAUUUGAAAAGGCACAAGACUGGGUGGAAGAAUUAAGGCAGAACGUGGCAGAUUCAGGUACUGUACUGAAAAUGCCUCAUGUAUAUAUGAUUUCUUUGGUAGGCUGCAGCAUAAGAUCAAGAUGAGCAGGAGCAACGGAGUUUGUCCAUUUAUAGUGUUUCCAUGCUUACCUUGGGUAGAUCGAGUUAUUAUUGUAGUGAAUUCAUGGAUUCUUUUCUAUGUAUAGUCUUGUCUUACCUGCUGAUGUGAUGCAGCGCUUAUAAUUACCCCCGACUCAACUUCAACAGAGUAUCUUGUCAUCGCACUAGCGGCAAACAAGAUCGAUCUGCGGAGUGACGUUGGUAAGCGGCCACUGGAUUACGCUAGAGAAGAAGGUCUUCUCUACGCAGAAACCAGUGCGAAGUCCGGCGCAGGAGUCCGGUCACUCUUUAUGGACAAAAGAAGUAGAUGUAGUACUACUACAUAAAUGGUCCCUCCGUCUCCGACUUUGACUCAGAUCUUCCUCGAUGAUAAUAUUUUUUUUCGUGGAUGAUAUUUUUUUUCUCCUCUUCGUAACUUAAAACUUUGACGCAGAUAACAUUAAACAUUUUUCUUCUUUCAUAUACAUCGAGGAGCUAGCGAGAACCGUGCCAGAGAUGGUUUCUAGGAAACAACAGGCAGCCGCAAAGGGUGCGGGCGAGGUCCGGGAUCGUAUACAAAUAAAUCUGGAUGAUGAUGGCAGCGGAAAUGCUGGUGGCGGAAAUGCGGGAGGAGGACGUGGCCAAGCAGGCGGAGCAGCUGGAUGUGGAUGCGGUUGAAUCAGUUUAAGUAGACUGAAUAAGUAAACACUGUUUGUAACAACUUCUCAUUUUUAUGGUUUCUAUUUUACUAGUAGAAAGCGAGUAGAAAUGCUCUUCGUCUUCACAGUAGGAGCAUUUUCUCUUUUGGCAAUUCAUUGAUUACAACAACUAUCGUUAUAAUGACAUCUUUCUCCUGAAUAAAGGCAAAAUCGUCGGUUACUCCUUCGACACUUUUGCUUUUCAAGACUUUGACUGCUUCGCUCUCCACCAAUGGAAGUAGGGGCUAUCGAUAUCUAAUGAUCUAAAAAAGUUUCGAGAGGCAGGAGCACCACAGCCAUCCUUCAAUAAUUAAUUUGUUUCCUCUCCAUGAGGUUGUUUGUUUGAUGACUGUCGUGACAUGAACGACUACACCUAAUGAAUCUUCGGGUAGGAGCCUUGUACGAGUAGUUUUUUGCAACAUCAACGAGCCUCAUAGCAGUCUCAUUAAUGUUGAAGUAAACACGGUCACCUUGUCGCUUGAAUAAACCUAUUGAACAAGGAAAUUCAUUGCAUGUAUUGGGACGCAUCUUCUCUCGUCCUGGAUAAUCUUAAUGAUUUCAAAGAAAAUUGCUGAAAAUGCACAACUUCAUCAUGGAUUUUUUUAUCAUUGAAUACGAGACUCCAACUCCAUGUGGAUGCAUAUGACCACAAAUAGCACCAAUCUACCUCAAUUGAAAAUGGGAGCAACAACAAGCUCCUCAUGGAAAAAGAACUAGGAUGACUGUAUUUUUACGUAUUACCUGACUUUACCAGCAACAUCAGCUGCAUCACAUACAUUGUCGGGAGGGACCGCCAAGACGGCGAUAAAACUUGAAAGAUCAAACGAUAGAACUUGCUCAAGGCGUUCAUAUUACUACGUGACAGAUAUCAUAACGUAGCUAGCAAAAGGUGGCACGCUUCUGUUCGACAGAUCAGUAUGGGGCCACACGAGAAAAAGCGCGAUCGUUGUGUAUGUGAAAAGAAUCAUGCCCGUUCUGAAUCAGCGGCUGCAUUCUACUUGUGUGACUGUUUACCAACAAUCUCAGUGUCUGUGUCCGUAUCUAUCUAGUUAAUUUUUCCGUUUUCUUCUCGAAACUACAACGAACUCGAACAUUUAUUUUAUACUAGAAAACAAGAACAACAAGAACUCGAAAACGGACCAACAACUGCUCUUAACCGUUG
This is a messenger RNA of Amoebophrya sp. A25, 2743 nucleotides long. The record is from the annotation of a GenBank genome assembly. NCBI's taxonomy places the organism in Eukaryota, Dinophyceae, Syndiniales, Amoebophryaceae.